AUGCCUGAUGGGGACCGCUUCUCGGCGACGUGCGGGUGCGGCCUGCGGGUGGCGACGUCGAUGCUGAUGGGAUGGGAUACAUCGAACCUCGCUGUGAGCACUGCAAUGCCUGAUGUCACAGAAUUCCAACGACGAGCUGGCCCCGUCACCGCUCCUGCGGCCGCCGCCGCCCCCGCCCCAGCCGGGGGCGACCAUUCCCCGGCCUUCUCGUUCAGCAUCUGGCCGCCGACGCAGCGCACGCGGGACGUGGUGGUGCGGUGCCUCGUGGAGACGCUCGCGGGAGACACCGUCCUUUGCAAGCGCUACGGCGCCGUGCCGGUCGCCGACGCCGAGCCCGCGGCGCGCGCCAUCGAGACCGAGGCCUUCGACGCCGUGGCCGCUGCGGGAGGCGCCGCCGCCUCCGUGGAGGAGGGGAACGAGGCGCUGCAGUCCUACUCCAAGGAGGUGAGCCACCGCCUCCUCGACUUUGUCAAGUCCCGCUCCGCGGACGCCAAGGCCGACCCGCCGUCGGCGGAGGCCCUGGCCCCUGACGCGCCCGAGGCCAGUCCGCGCGUUAGCGCCAGACAACCAGUCAUUCCUUCUUCUUCCAUGGAUGUCUGA
Molecule: messenger RNA, 600 nt
Organism: Zea mays
Lineage: Eukaryota; Viridiplantae; Streptophyta; Magnoliopsida; Poales; Poaceae
Product: MFP1 attachment factor 1-like
Exons: 3
Coding region: 1-600 (199 amino acids)
Biological process (GO): mitotic cell cycle; lateral root development
Source: RefSeq, a predicted model, not a curated record